Zootermopsis nevadensis is the source of this 2782-nucleotide messenger RNA. RefSeq names its product bleomycin hydrolase. The record is from RefSeq and is a predicted model, not a curated record. NCBI's taxonomy places the organism in Eukaryota, Metazoa, Arthropoda, Insecta, Blattodea, Termopsidae. Gene Ontology annotation, biological process: proteolysis; response to toxic substance; L-homocysteine catabolic process. Gene Ontology annotation, cellular component: cytoplasm. Gene Ontology annotation, molecular function: cysteine-type aminopeptidase activity.
GGUUUGCAGUUUUUCAUAAGUGUGACAUUUAUGUGAUAACGUUUUAAAAUUAUGCGCGUAUGCCAGUUAUAUUCCGCAAUCCUCAGCCUUUGCAGAUCGUAGGGAAAAGCAGCAAGAGAAUGAAGUUGGCAGCGCUUAAGCCUCCAUGUGGAAACUGACUACCAACCGAAGUAUUCAGAUUCAACACAGAUUGUCCUACUACAAUGAGUUAAUCGAAAUUGUAUGGUGAAUCUUAUUUAUAACAUAUUAUUAUUAUGUACCUUAUCUGUUUUACGAAGAGUACCAUGUUAUCAACUUCCAGCGAUGAUUCCUACUUGCGGGGAAAGUAAGCUUCGGGGUAAAUGAAAUGGACAAGGGUUGGGACUUUUCAUAUUCAACUAUUGGCUCGGUCGUUGGCAUGACGUUUUGGAAAUGAAAUAGUCUUAAAAGUGACAAUAUGGUUUCGUCUGCCUUAAACCUAGAGACUCUGCAGAAGUUCCGCAUCAGCUUCUAUGCUGACCCAAAAAAUAUUCUAGCUCAAAAUGUGUGUACACGUGUGGACCCACUUGAUGUAUGUCUAUCACGAAAACAUCUAGAAGAAACACAACAUGUUUUUUCUCAUAAGGUUGAAACAGAAGCAAAGCCUAUAACGAAUCAAAAAAGUUCUGGUCGGUGCUGGAACUUUGCUACCCUUAAUGUUAUUCGCAUACCAUUUAUGAAGCAGCAUAACCUAGAAGAAUUUGAAUUCAGUCAGGCAUAUUUGUUCUUCUGGGACAAGAUUGAACGCUGCAACUACUUCCUCACGAACAUCGUGAAAACUGCACAGGCAGGUCACCCUCUGGAUGGCAGACUGGUUUCCUUCUUGCUUCAUGACCCAAUGUGCGAUGGUGGACAGUGGGACAUGAUAGUCAAUCUAAUAAACAAACAUGGGCUGAUGCCAAAGAAAUGCUUCCCAGAGUCAUUUAGCAGUGAAUCUAGUCUGCAGAUGAACUCCGUUCUGACAAGUAAGGUUCGUGAGUAUGCCAAAGAGCUACGCACCCUUGUCACUGAUGGAGCGAGUGAUGGGGACAUCAGUUCGCACAUCCAGCAGCGGAUGGCAGAUAUAUACCGUGUUGUUGGAAUCUGUCUUGGCAUUCCACCAGAGACCUUUGUGUGGGAAUAUUAUGACAAGACCAAACAGUACCAUUCUGUGGGGCCAUUGACACCUCUUGACUUCUACAUCAAGUAUGUGAAACCGUACUUCAAUGUGAAUGAUAAGGUUUGUCUGGUCUCAGACCCUCGCCCAUCCAAUCCAUAUUACAAGGCCUACACUGUGGAGUGUCUUGGUAAUGUGGUUGAUGGGCGGCCCACAAUCUACAACAACCAGCCUGUGGAAUUGCUUAUGAAACUUGCUGCAGAGUCCAUCAAAUCACUUCAGCCUGUCUGGUUUGGGUGUGAGGUGCACAAGCGUUUUGCCGGCAAGCAAGGCAUCGAGGACCUCAAGGUGCAUGACUACAACCUUGUAUUUGGUGUGGAUGUGACACUAGGCCUCACCAAAGCAGAGAGACUGUUGUAUGGUGAAUCACAUUUGACCCAUGCUAUGAUCUUCACUGGUGUCACUCUUGAUGCUUCCGGGAAUCCGACUAAGUUCUGUGUUGAGAAUUCAUGGGGUGAUGAGCGUGGAGAGAAGGGAUUCUUGGUGAUGAGCAGUGAUUGGUUCAAGGAGUUUUUGUUUGAGAUUGUGGUGGACAAAACAUUUGUACCACAAGACGUAUUGGAUGUUUUUAAAAUGGAGCCCACCGUCCUCCCAGCAUGGGACCCAAUGGGCACCCUCGCACAGUGAUCGAUACCUGCUUGGAACUGUAUGCCGCAGUGGUGCUGUACACACAUUACUCCAACAUGAUACUAUGCAUAUGCAGACAGAUCAUUAUCAUUGUUCUGUUGACUCUAAUUCAUUACAAUUCUAGAAUCAGGUCAGACUGGGUCACUGGUGAUCUAUGUCAAGUUUAAUGUUUGGCGCAAAAUUAAAUUACAGUGUGGCCUUGGAAAGUACCUGAGUUUUGCUCAGUAUGCACUUCAUUCAGCAAAUACAAAUUCUACACUUGGGAUAAAUCUUACCCAGUUGAUGUAGCAGUUUAGCGAGGUUAGUAUGAAUAAUUUCCUUAUUUUAAGCAGUGUUUUAAGAUCUGAGUUUGGGUUUGCCUGUUUGCAUAAUCCUGUGCAAGGUAACAAUUUUAAAAUUCUUGAUUUGUACUGAAAUUUAACUUUCAAUAGACCCAGGAGCUUUUGAAUACUAAGCUAAUACACAGAGUCUAGACAAGGUAUUUCUCAAACAUACACAAAGGUCAUAUUCUGGUUAUUGGGCAUACGUUUUAUUUUUGUUGGGCCAUUCAGGUGGAAACAUCACAUUGCCACGAUUAAUUUAUACUUUAUUUUUAACUUCAGGUUGGGGAUAUAAAUCAACCUGAACAUUGUUAAACUGGUAUUUACUUGGCAUUUUAUACUGUUGGUUUCACUUACCUUAUUGAUUUAUACCAUUUAAUAUAUUGUUUUAGAGUUCAGUACAUCUUGUUUAAUAAAUCUUAUUAUGUGAAUUAAAAUAAUGAGUUUUUCUGAUGUCACUGGCCAUGUAAAGUACUGUAUUUAUGUGAAUGUAGGCCACAUUUUAAAACUUGCAUCCUGUAAAGCGAGGGUGCAGUUUAUAAUUGGAAUUUUUUAUGGUGAGAUAAUCUGCAUUACAGUUGAUUAGGAAGUGUUGUAUUAUGGUUUCUGACAUAGAUAAACAAUUCAUAUAUUUCAAUAAUAAUCAUAUAUAAAAUUGAAA